AUGAAUGAGAUUCCUUUGUUCGACCGGGAUACUGGACCAAAAGAGAAAGAACUAGUAGAGACUCUAUCUGAAAUCUACUCGAUAAUAAUAACGAUUGAUCAAGUUGAAAGACUGUACAUCAAAGAUGUUAUUGGAGAUGAGCAGCAAUAUACCAAUCUAAUCAACAAGCUCCUAGUGCGAUAUAAGACACUGAUCGCUAACAAUGAAAACGACCCUGAAUUCAAGCGUAUGUUUGGGUCCUCGAUACAUGAGUUCACAGACAAAUACAAUAUAAUUGCAUCUAAUGGUGUUAUUAGACUAGAAAAGGGCAUCCCUAUGACGACCGAGCACAAUGAUGGUACAUCUGGCAACGGCUCAAAUUAUAAUGCUAAAAACGUGGCAGAGGCGACAGGGAAUUUCAUCACUAUAAUGGACGCAUUGAAGCUAAACUACCGAACCAAGGACCAGCUACAUCCCCUGCUGGCGGAACUGCUGCUUAGUAUUAAUCGAGUAGGGCCAGCACAGGGACCUGCGGCAUCUGGAGACGACGAAGCCGCAGCCGGUUUCGAGAAAGAUAAGAAAAAGCUAGUCGAGUGGAUUGUUAAGAUCAAUAGGAUGAAAAUCGAUCAAGAAUUGGACGAUCAAGAAGCAAAGGAGCUGCUAUUUGACCUUGAUGUUGCGUACAAAAAUUUUUAUUCACUACUGAACUGA
This is a messenger RNA of Torulaspora globosa, 690 nucleotides long. It is a transcript of the gene VPS28, whose product is annotated as ESCRT-I subunit protein VPS28. Gene Ontology annotation, molecular function: protein-containing complex binding. Bases 1 to 690 code for a protein of 229 amino acids. The transcript has a single exon. Lineage: Eukaryota; Fungi; Ascomycota; Saccharomycetes; Saccharomycetales; Saccharomycetaceae. Gene Ontology annotation, cellular component: ESCRT I complex. The record is from RefSeq and is a predicted model, not a curated record. Gene Ontology annotation, biological process: protein transport to vacuole involved in ubiquitin-dependent protein catabolic process via the multivesicular body sorting pathway.